AUGGCUGAUGUGACAGUGGACCACAGCGGCGGCUCCAAGCCAUGGAUGUCAGCGUCGACCAAAAUGCAUGCCCACCUACUGCUGUCACUGUUCCUGGGCACAUGCCUGGAGUUCUUUGACUUUGCGGUUUUCGCUCAGCUGGGCAAGUACCUGACGCCCAACUUCUUCCCUCCCGGCAAUGUUUAUGCCGAGCAGCUGUCAUUUUGGGCCACCUAUGCGGUCGCCUUCAUCGUGCGCCCGAUGGGCGCCCUCAUGUUCGGCCACGUGGGCGACAAGAGCAGCCGCAAGACCAGCCUCAUCUGGUCCCUCGCCCUCAUGGCGAUACCCACCACCCUCAUGGGCUGCCUGCCGACAUUCGGCAUGAUCAGCUGGGCCGCGCCAGUGCUGCUGGUGCUGCUGCGGCUGUUCCAGGGCCUCGCCAUCGGCGGGGAGAACGGCACAGCCCUCGUGUGA
Monoraphidium neglectum is the source of this 453-nucleotide messenger RNA. RefSeq names its product Inner membrane metabolite transport protein yhjE. Gene Ontology annotation, biological process: transmembrane transport. The record is from RefSeq and is a predicted model, not a curated record. The coding region runs from base 1 to 453 and encodes 150 amino acids. Gene Ontology annotation, cellular component: membrane. NCBI's taxonomy places the organism in Eukaryota, Viridiplantae, Chlorophyta, Chlorophyceae, Sphaeropleales, Selenastraceae. Gene Ontology annotation, molecular function: transmembrane transporter activity. The transcript is spliced from 4 exons.